Molecule: messenger RNA, 5873 nt
Organism: Eriocheir sinensis (Chinese mitten crab)
Lineage: Eukaryota; Metazoa; Arthropoda; Malacostraca; Decapoda; Varunidae
Product: endoplasmic reticulum resident protein 44-like
Exons: 10
Coding region: 281-1318 (345 amino acids)
Source: RefSeq, a predicted model, not a curated record
UCAAGCUUCAAGGACAGCCCGGCGCCGGAGCCUCCUCAGUAUCUGGGAAAAUAGUGCAUCAGUGAACUUUCUCGUGUAAAAUCGUUGUUCGUGAGAGAGGGAGUGGCCCAUACUUUAACUUAUUAAUUUUACUUGCCAUUCUACAACUGCACAAAAGAGGCUGAAUAAAGGAUAAAAAAGGCUUAAAAUAAGGCGUGGCGGCGUGUGGCAGCUGUGGCGAGGACGUGUAGCGGCGAGAACAGCUGUUUCCCCCGGCCUCUCACCUCUUCCUAUCCUCACCAUGCGGAAUUCACCUCAUUUACAAUUAGUUCUCUCACUUUUAACGCUUGUGUUGCAGUUCACACAGUCCCAUGGGGGAGCCUUGCAACUGGACAAGGGCAACUUUGACAGCAUCAUUGGUAACAAUGAGCUUGUGUUCAUCAACUUCUAUGCCGACUGGUGUAGAUUCAGCAACAUCUUGGCGCCGACCUGGGAUGAGACGGCCGACAAGGUUAAAGAGCAAUUCCCAGACGAAGGCCGGGUGGUAGUUGGGAAGGUGGACUGUGAUGCUGAGUCAAGCAUUGCGUCCCGCUUCCAUAUCACCAAGUACCCGACCCUCAAGCUGCUGAGGAAUGGCCAGGCCACCAAGAGGGAGUAUAGGGGACAGAGAUCAGCUGAUGCCUUUGCAAAUUACAUUAAGGAACAGCUUCGGGACCCCAUCAAGAUUCUGGAGAGCCUGGAUGAAAUCAAGGAUCUGGAGGAGACUAAGAGGACUGUGAUCGGCUAUUUUGAGAAGCAGGACUCGCCAGAAUACGAGUUGUUCCGCAAGAUUGCUAUCAACCUUAAGGAUGACUGCCAGUUCCUUGCUGGGUUUGGUGAAACAGUGCGCAGUAUGCACCCGCCCGGGGAGAGCAUUGUUGCCUUCAAAGCUUCCAUAACUAAGGAGGAUGAAGCCUUUACUGGGUCACUUGCAUCUUACGAUGAGUUGUCCAUCUGGGCCACUGAGAGAUGCAUCCCUCUGGUGCGAGAGAUCACAUUCCAGAAUGCAGAGGAAUUAACAGAAGAGGGACUUCCUUUCCUCAUCCUCUUCCAUGCUCCUGAAGACACAGAGAGCAUCAAGAAAUACACGUCCCUGGUGCACACAGACCUCGCCGACCAGAAACAAAACAUCAACUUCUUGACUGCCGAUGGUGUUCAGUUUGCUCAUCCCCUCCACCAUUUGGGGAAAUCCAAGAAGGACUUACCACUGAUUGCCAUUGAUUCCUUCAGGCACAUGUACCUCUUCCCAGGUGAGAUUAAGGCCUGCAUUGUUAUGGCUGAAGAUUCUUUCUAUAUCUAGGCGAAUGACCUUUUUUAUCAUCAGCCCUAUCUCUAUAUUUUUAUCUCCCCGUUCUCUCAAGGGGUCAGCCAAGGCAGAGGCAUCCCCAACAUUCCCUGUUCUGACACUCCCUCUCAGCACAAGCAGUCCCUCACCUACCAAUCCUCUCACCAACACAAGUCCACUCUAUUGAUGGUCCCCCCAUGACACCCACCCCCUCAACCCUGCUUUCACAUACUCUCUUCACAAAGUUAUUCUCCUUCAUUCUCAUCACAUGUCCAAACCAUCUCAGAGCACCACACUUCAUACGUUCACAAUUGGCAAUGUGUGAACCAAGCCUUUAUCUCAUCUCUCACUUUUUCUGUUGGAUUUUCUUGUAGGAUUUUUUUACAUCGAUCACCUAUUUUGCCUCAUCUGUCCACCAUUUCCUUUCUUUCCUCUUCCACACAACCUAUUUCCAACUACUUCCCCAGGCUUCCGAGGCACUGAACUCUUAACACUCCCAAGCACCUCACUCAGUACUGCACUGUUAUAUUCUUACUUUUGCCCUUCCAAGUUACUCCUUUGCCUACCUUCUUUACAUCUGCCUGUAGCCACUGUCAUGUAAUCUCUCACUUGCCAUUUCCUUCUUCCAGUAUUAAAAACUUAUUAACGAAAAAACUGAUUCAGUAUGUGUCGAUUUAUCUCGUGUUACUCUUCAUUUUAGAUAAUAUAUUUCUCCCUGUGGCUCAGAUUACCAGGAAGCUUUCGUUGAGGGGAAGAUGAAGGAUUUCCUCAAUGACCUGUACAGUGGCAAGUUGCAUCGUGAGUUCCACUACGGCCCUGAUCCAGAGUCCACAUCGGAGGCAGCACAGCAGAGAGAUGAAAAUGAAAUAGCAGAUCCCACCAAAGAGGCCACAAAGAAGGAGAGGCCAACGACCCCGCCAGAGUCCACCUUUAAGAAGCUCGCGCCCUCCAAAAACAGAUACACUUUAUUAGACAGAGACGAGCUGUAAUAAGGUAAAAAGGUAAUUCACUUCAUAGUGUUCUCUGUUUUGUAGAAGAGCUCUGUCCUUUUUAGGGGGUGGUAAGACAGCUUUAAGUACUCUGAAUACGGAAUUGUCAUCAGCUAAAGAAAAGUCAUCUAUGCCUCAUUUUUGUAUUGAAUGUCAGACAUCAUUUGGGAAUAUGAUAUUACAAUGUGGCAGAUGAUAAAAUUCUAAAGGUAAUGGUGAAAAACUGAAAUCUCUAUAUAAGAAAAUUAGUAAUGCAUUUUGGGAUAUUGGCCUGAUGGGGAAUACUGUUUGUUAGUACUGAAGCAUAGGCAUUCAUUGUUUGUUUGUGUGUUUGUGAUCAACAGAGUGUGUAAGUGUCCAUUUUUACUCCAUUAUUUCUUGACGCAUUUCACAGAGUUGACUUUGAAUCUUGGUUAAGUCAAGUUUAAUUUCCUUUGCUGCAGAAGGUUAGAAGUUUUGAGCAAGAUCAGUGUGUACUAUUUGGCUUAUUUACAAAAAAAAUGUAUGAGUGUAGGAGUGUUAGGGAAAAGAUUUUGAAGGUAAAUAUUUUACUAUUUAAUGUAUGAAGAAUAUUGCAGUUUUGAAACUUUACUUAAAUCAUAGUCAUUAGAUGCCUUAAACAAGUUUUAUAUACAUUAUGAUUAUGUGCUUAAUACUGUUUGUUUAUAUGUAUUUCACAUGUAAUCAUAAUUAUAUACAAUAUAUAUUUUUUUUUAUUUAUGUAAAAAUCUUACCAACUUUUUUGUUCAAGCUCUAGCAGCUUAAAUUCCAUAGAGUUCAUUGUAGUUUACUGCAGCAUACAGACUAUUUUUUUCCUAGAUCAUCAUACAUUUUGAUUGAACAGAUGUAAUUUGAGUAUUAUACACACACUGAUUGCAUCAGUAUUGUUAAUGUGAAAACCACACUGCUGCAACCAUCAUUUGUCUGGACUGAAGCUGUGUGGACAGACACGGUGUGCUGGAGGGUGACACACGUUGGUAUGCGUGCUGAAAAAUGCGAGCAAGUGUUAAUUUUUACCUGCAUUAGAGGCGUACACGUUUCGAGUGUGCGCCACCAUAAUGUUCCCAAGUGGGCACGAUUGGUUAGUGAGGUAGUACUUACCCCGGACAAUGCAUGCAAGGAUACACACUAUUUAUUUUCCAUCAUCUUUUUUGUAUCAGCAAUAUAUAUUAAGUUGAAAUUUUUAUGGUGUACUUUUAUAUACUUGUGCUCCCUAAAAAUAUCUAUAUUCCUAAUAUUCCCCUUUAAAUUUCUUUUCUUUUACUUUUACUAGACAUUAGCUCUUCUCUGUAUGGAGGAUUUAAUCCAUAAAUCAUUUUGGAAAGUUAAAGGAGCAUGUACAUGUUUGUAUGUGUUUGUAUCUUUUGUUAAACUUUUAUUGUUAUAAUUUAUGGCAUAUCAAAUGGCCACUAGACUCUCACGCUGUAGAAGGGAAAAGAAAUUAAACUUUUGGAGAUAAAUUUUCUCAAUCAGUUUUAUAUUUUUGAUAUAUGAUUUCCAUUCCACUAUUUUAUAUUUCCACACUGAUAAAUUGCUAUACGUAAUAAGAUCUCUGGCAGGUUUUAUAUUUAUUUGAGUACAGAUUAGGAAGUGUUUGUCUAGUGAGCAGGUUUAUCAAAGUCCAUUCAUGUGUGGGUGGUGGGAGCUUUCUGGAGAGCACUUUCAUGAUGCUUUUGAUCAUGUAUCAGAAAUCUUUAUUCCUUAUCUUGAUUUAUUUCCUUUUUAUAAAUUUGAUAUUUGCAGAAAAAUUAUUUUACUUGAGCUUUGAUGCACUCAUGGGUGUAAUAGCUCUGAACAUUUGUUGAGAGUGUAACAGUGAUGGUGAAUGAUGUUUGGUUUGUAAAUACAUGUUCAGUAAGGAAAUAGGAGACAAAUAUUUUAUUACUCUAGAUUAUUCUUUUCCAUGCUUUUUUUUAUAAAGCAGUCUGUGGUGGCUCUAUCUAGCUUCCCUCUUGGUAAAGACAUUAGUGGCUUUCUGGGCUGAGUGGGCCUGACAUCUGACUUCCACGUGAUGGACAGUGUAUGUUGUGUGUGAGUCUGGAGCAAGAUUGAGAGAAGUCCAGAGCCACUCCCAGGGCUCUCCGGGAAGGGGUGCUUCUGCAUCAUUCACUUGGGGUCAGUAAUGUUGCUACUGCCUUAAAUUAUCAUGCAGUUGCAGUAAUUGUCAUUUUAACACAAUUGAUAACAUUUUGUAUAAUGUUUCUUUUUGACAUUAUAUUAUGUCUAAUGUGGUUUUGGAAGUUCAUGAUUUCCCCAUCUCUUGCCCUCCCUUUAAAUCCACGAUUGCGCCUUUGAGAGCUUUAGCAGUCUCCUCUCCAUUCUUCUGUCUUGUGACAAAGAUGCUUGGUAAAAUGUGUUUGUUUUCAAACUUACUUUUUAAGGAAUACAGUUAAUGCAGUGAUUUUUCCCAUAUUUCAUGACAUCAAAUAGGUUUCAGUUUAAAGUAAUUCACAUGUGCAAUGAUUUAUUAUUUAUUAUUUAAUUAGCCGUGGCAGGGGGACAAGGGUUCCUUGAUUAUUGACGAGGAUAUUUUGAAGUUCUGAGUUUCAGUAAUGACUCCACAUACCUAUCUUUGCUUCGGAACUCAUGGCCUUCACCAGACAAGCCUAAGCAACACUCCUUCACUAAGAACCCUCAGAGGAGAAUACAGAACAGAAAGAAAUAGACAAUAAUUAAGUGGUGUCAGUAUUUGAUUUUCCAGUCUUGGAGAAAGAUGUUAACAUCAAGCUGUGGCCAGUGUAACAGAAGGGGCAGGCACAACUUAUCAGACCAAAGGCUACAUAGACGUAAUCAGCAAAGUGGUGGUAUCCAUUUUUUAUGCUUUGGCUGUUUCUUAAUUUACUCUGUUAUUCUGCCUCUUUAAGCACUUAUGGCUAUUUGCAUUGCCUUUGUUUUCUUGGUGUAAGCCUGCAAGUUCCACCUACUUUGAACCAGAGAUAUUUUAAAUUUUAAAUUUCAGUUUUACUGCCAUCUUCCUCGAACCACUCUUAUCUCUGGGAAGACUUUAAAAAGUGAAUUGCACUUUACCUUGUUCUGUUAACUUAAAUAUAAAGAAAGCUUUUACCUCUGUUGAGAAUACAGUACACAUAUUAUGUAUGUCGUUUGUCAUAGAAGAGCAUUGUUGAGGCUAUUUGUUCAUACAUACUAAUAAUGAAAAGGAAUGUUUUAUUUGUCAACACUUUCUGCUGUCUGUAAAUUAUCUUGUGCAUUGUUAUCUACUGUGUCUUUGGUGGUGAUGGUGUCAUGUGUGCUGCCAACAAUGAGGUCUGGGAUAGCUUGGCCUGCAUGUGAUGGCUGCCGCCCAGCGAAGCAAACCUAGGCACUGUGGAGCCUGACACACACAUGCUAUGAACGCUGGUCAGGACUCAUCCUUCAAGGAGUUGUGGUGUGUUGUUUGUGGAAUGCAGUCUUUCCCUUUGGUCUGGUGCUGCCCUCAUCAUGCUGCUGCUAUAACUGCUGCUGCUGCUGUGUCAUCUCAUUUGUGUGCUGCACCUUGUACAAAAUCAUUCCAUGGCUCACCCCUCUGAGCUGUUGACCUAAUAAUGUAAUUAUCAUGAAUACAUUAAAACUUUGAUAUAUAU